Molecule: messenger RNA, 2626 nt
Organism: Colossoma macropomum (tambaqui)
Lineage: Eukaryota; Metazoa; Chordata; Actinopteri; Characiformes; Serrasalmidae
Product: NACHT, LRR and PYD domains-containing protein 3-like
Exons: 7
Coding region: 104-2626 (840 amino acids)
Molecular function (GO): protein binding
Source: RefSeq, a predicted model, not a curated record
GUGAGCUCUGGCCUUUUAGUGAUGAUAGGGUUAAAAAUAGUUACUGUAUUUCAAAGAAAUUACUACAUUCUGACUGGACAACCAGAGACUUUUCCGUUAGAAGAUGGAAACGUCCACUCCAGCUCACACCGGUCCUAUUCAGACCAACAUGACAACUCAGACAGGAGGAACCGUCUGUGCUCCUGUUCUCCAUGGAAACAAUAUUCAAGGCUCAGUGAAUGUAACCAUUAUUCAGGGAGGCCAGGAAGGUUCCAGUUCUAGCACCAGUACAGUUCAGGCUGGAGGUUCUCCUGGUGCUCCUGCCCUCACCGAAGAUUUGGUCACUGUGUACAAACAAAAACUGGAAAAAAAAUUUCACAGAAUUUAUGAAGGAAUCUUCCAGCAUGGAACAUCAGUCCUUCUGAAUGAGAUCUACACAGAACUCUACAUCACAGAGGGAGGGAGUGGAGAGAUCAAUAAAGAACAUGAGGUCAGACAGAUUGAGACAGCAUCCAGGAAACUAGCAACACAGGACAAACCCAUCAAAUGCAAUGACCUCUUUAAAGAUAAACCCAUCAGAACUGUGCUGACUAAAGGAGUUGCUGGAAUUGGAAAAACAGUCUCUGUGCAGAAGUUCAUUCUGGACUGGGCUGAAGGAAAAGCUAAUCAGGACGUCCUCUUCAUAUUUCCACUUCCUUUUAGGGAGCUGAAUCUGAUAAAGAAAGAUUUCAGUCUGAUGGAGCUUCUUCAUCGCAUUUUCCCAAAUACAAAACAACUAAGAUCAAUAGACUGUGAUGCUUACAGAGUCAUAUUCAUCUUUGAUGGUCUGGAUGAGUGUCGACUUCCUCUAGAUUUCCAGAACAAUGAGAGCUUGUGGGAUGUAACAGAUUCAGCCUCAGUGGAUGUGCUGCUGACAAACCUCAUCAAGGGGAACCUGCUUCCCUCUGCUCUCCUCUGGAUAACUACUCGACCAGCAGCAGCCAAUCAGAUUCUUCCUGAGUGUGUUGACCUGGUAACAGAGGUACGAGGUUUCAGUGACCCUCAGAAAGAGGAGUACUUCAGGAAGAGAAUCAGUGACCAGAGCCUGGCCAAUAAAAUCAUCUCACACAUGAAAUCCUCAAGAAGCCUCUACAUCAUGUGCCACAUCCCAGUCUUCUGUUGGAUUGCAGCCACUGUUCUAGAGAAAAUGUUGGGUGGAGCAGAGAGUGGAGAGAUCCCCAAGACUCUGACUCAAAUGUUCACCCACUUCCUGAUCUUUCAGAUCAAACACAAGAUUAAAAAGUACCAUGGGAAAUGUGACACUGAUCCUCAGCAGACAAGAGAGAUGAUUCUGGCACUGGGAAAACUGGCUUUCCAACAGCUGGAAAAAGGCAAUCUGAUCUUCUAUGAGGAAGACCUGAGAGAGUGUGACAUUGAUGUCAGAGAAGUGUCAGUGUACUCAGGAGUUUGUACCCAGAUCUUCAGAGAGGAGUUUGGGCUGCACCUGGGGAAGGUGUUCAGCUUUGUGCACCUGAGUGUUCAGGAGUUUCUGGCUGCUUUAUACACAUUUCUCUCCUUCAUCAGCAGAGAUGAAACAAAACAGCUGACUACUGAUCUCUCUGGUAUUUCCAGAGAAUUCAAAAUGUCAGACCUCCUCAAGGGUGUAGUGGACAAAGCCUUACAGAGUGAGAAUGGACACCUGGACCUUUUCCUCCGCUUCCUACUGGGCCUCUCGCUGGAAUCCAAUCAAACUCUCUUACGAGGCCUACUGACACAGACAGGAUGCAGCUCUUGCAGCAAAGAGGAAACAGUCCAGUACAUCAAGGAGAAGAUCAGGGAGAAUCCCUCUCCAGAGAAAUCCAUCAAUCUGUUCCACUGUCUGAAUGAACUGAAUGAUCGUUCUCUAGUGGAGGAAGUUCAGACAUACCUGAGGAGAAAAGUUUACUUUAGUCUCCGUGGAGUCAGUCUCUCUCCCACCCAGUGGUCAGCUCUGGUGUUUGUGUUGCUACACUCAGAAGAGGAGCUGGAUGUGUUUAACCUGAGUAAAUAUGAAGAAUCAGAGGAAAGUGUUUUGAGACUGUUGCCAGUGAUCAAAGCCUCCAGAAGAGCUCUGCUGCAUGGUUGUAAUCUCACAGAGAAGGGCUGUGAAGCUCUGUCCUCAGCUCUCAGCUCAAACUCCUCAAGUCUGAGAGAACUGGACCUCAGUAACAAUAAACUGCAGGAUUCAGGAGUGGAGCUGCUCUCUACUGGACUGAAGAAUCCACACUGUAAACUGGAGAAACUGAGGCUGUUUAACUGCAAUAUUACAGAUGAAGGCUGUGCUGCUCUGGCAUUAGCUCUAAAAUCAAACCCUUCCUCUCACCUGAGAGAGCUGAACCUGAACCACAAUAAACCAGGAGAGUCAGGAGUGAAGCUGCUCUCUGAUCUACUGGAGGAUCCACACUGUAAACUGGAGACACUAAAGCUCUGGAACUGCAGUAUUACAGACAAAGGCUGUGCUGCUCUGGCUUCAGCUCUAAAAUCAAACCCCUCCUCUCACCUGAGAGAGCUGCACCUGGACUCCAAUAAACCAGGAGAGUCAGGAGUGAAGCUGCUCUCUGCAUCUGAACAACAUCCAGCUGAUCUGCUCUCACACACAGAGGGCUAUGAGGAGAGAAUGAAGUCUUAG